This is a messenger RNA of Harpegnathos saltator (Jerdon's jumping ant), 1498 nucleotides long. It is a transcript of the gene p23, whose product is annotated as cytosolic prostaglandin E synthase. Gene Ontology annotation, cellular component: cytosol; nucleus. The transcript is spliced from 3 exons. The record is from RefSeq and is a predicted model, not a curated record. Lineage: Eukaryota; Metazoa; Arthropoda; Insecta; Hymenoptera; Formicidae. Bases 189 to 701 code for a protein of 170 amino acids. Gene Ontology annotation, biological process: protein folding; chaperone-mediated protein complex assembly. Gene Ontology annotation, molecular function: protein-folding chaperone binding; Hsp90 protein binding.
CACAACCUUUGUCACCACGUUCUUUUAGGGAAUAUUCAUUCGCCGUGAGCCUGCGCGUUAGCCUGUCGUCAGUGUCGUCGAGAGCAGGCGAGAUCUCGAAACGCACGAUCUCGAAUCGUGUUUGCGGCGCGGUACGUGAGUGCGUCGUGUAUUUGUUUCUUUCUCGUCCUACGGACUCAAUCGGGAACAUGACGCAAGAAGGCCAGAUACCUCCUCCACCAGUCAUGUGGGCUCAGAGGAAAGAUAUCUUGUAUGUUACUAUUUGCCUAGAAGACUGUAAGGAUCCUAUAAUUGAAAUCGAACCAGAAAAAGUAUAUUUCAAAGGAGAGGGAGGCACAGAGAAUAAAAUGCAUGAAGUUACAAUUAAUUUAUACAAGGAGAUUGAUCCAAACAAAACUAUAAAAAACAUGAAAGGUAGAACCUUCGAAUUAGUUCUUGUUAAGAAAGAGGAGGGACCAUAUUGGCCACGAUUAAUCAAGGACAAAACAAAGGCUCACUGGUUAAAGAGUGAUUUUAACAAAUGGAAGGAUGAGGAUGAUACCGAAGACGAAAGCAGUCCACCUGACUUAGAAGAGAUGAUGCGGCAAAUGGGUGGCUUAAGCGAUUCCGGUGACAAAAAACCGAAUUUUGAUGACUUAGAUGAUUUAGGGGAUGCCGAGGCGGAUAGCGAUGACGAAGAUCUUCCGGAUUUAUAUGAUUAAAAUAAUAACUGUAAACGAUACCUGUAUCGAAUAAUUAAUUAAAUAAUGAAUUACACUAAAAACAAAUGGCAACCUAAUGAUAGAGCACGAUUGGGCAAUAUUUCAGUAGGCCUUGCUAUUUGUAUUCUUCUAUUGCAAAUUUUGCAGAUUCGCUAAUGACCGUGUUGCAAGUAGCAAACUGAAUGAAUAUAAUAACUUUAUUGGUACAGUAAAGAAGAAUAUUAGAGUAUGCAAAGAGAAAGAAAGCAAGCAACCAAUAGGCGAGAUAACAGCAUUGAAGCUGCUGUAUUAUAGCCUUACCUGAAUACAAAGAAAUUUUAAUAAAAAUAACGAAUGAAAGUUUAUAAAAAUUGGAUGGAAACUGUAUAACUCUCCGCAGCAUAACGAAAUAAAUGAAGAUGCAAAUUGAAUAAAUCAAGAUAGAGCAUAUUUCACUAUAAAACAGAAGAUAGCAAAGAAGUUUGCACGAAAAUAUAUUAAAGAAAAAAAAGGAUGAAAUGAGACAAAACAGUACCGGGUAAGGCACAGCGCAUACUGUAAAACAACCGAUGAACAUAUACACGUCUUUAAGGAUCCUUCACAUCUCUCCUCCCUAUUAGCCUGUAGUUCAUAUAUUAAGUUAUAAUGGGACAAGCUUUUUUAAUAAUGUAUCGUAUAAAAUAUCAAGAAGAGAUAAAACAGUGGGAGUAACAAAAAUUACUUGUGGAAUUAUUUUGUAAGAUCCUAUGAAGCACUACUCGGCUGGCAUGACAAAUGUUAUAAAUGUUGUACGAUGAGAUAAAAAUAUCGAUACUUUA